Molecule: messenger RNA, 919 nt
Organism: Capsella rubella
Lineage: Eukaryota; Viridiplantae; Streptophyta; Magnoliopsida; Brassicales; Brassicaceae
Exons: 1
Coding region: 70-774 (234 amino acids)
Source: RefSeq, a predicted model, not a curated record
CCAACCCUUUCUUCUUCUUCUUCAAUCUCUCAAUUUCUCUGUGUUUUUUUUUUCUCUGAUUUAAAGAAGAUGAUAGAUUCAGUUUUUGAGCUUGUCAACAAGACUACUUCCAAUUCUUUAUUCAUGUUCCUUUUUUGCAACUUCAUCAUCAUCUUGAUCCUCAUGGGAAAUUAUAAACCGGGUUCUCAAGACGAAUCGAAUCCCGGUUCUCGGAAAUCCGCAAUGUUUCCUGACUCGGUUCUCUCCUCCAACCCCGGUUUUGAGAAAUCCGUGUUGAUAUCCGACUCGGUUCUUUCUCCCAAUCCCGGUUUUGUAACAUCUGAGUCGAAUGUCUCUCCUAAAUGCGGUCUUGAGAAACCUGUGUUGAUAUAUGAAUCAGUUCCCUCUUCUAAACCCGGUUUGAUAUCUAAGUCGGUUAACUCUUCUAAACCCGGUUUUCAAAAAUCUGUUUUGGUGACUAAGUCGAAUCUCAUCUCUAAGACCGGUUUACAAGAACCCGGGUUGAUAUCUAAGUCAACUAGUCUCUCCUCCAAACCAGCCGGUUCUGAUAAAUCGUUAACCAAAAAACCCGGUUUGAGACCCGGUUCAAGUUUAUCGGAGAAGGACGAGAAAGGGAGCUUAGUAGUAGUAGUAGAAGAAGAAGAAGAAGAAGAGAAUGAGAGCGAAAUGGAACGUGUGCUUCGAAGAAGAGUUGAAGAGUUUAUUCGUAAAGUUAAUACUCAAUGGAAAUCAGAGAACACUAAGAGACCUGUAAUUAUCUCUUACACUAAUUAAUCAGAGUUUUCUGUUUAUACUUAUGGUAACAAUGUGUUCUUAAUACUAUAUGAAGACAACAUAAUUGUAAUUUUCUUCUAAUGAAUUAAAACUAAAAGUAAAUUUGUAAGGAAACCAGAUUAAAAUCAAAUCACAGUUGGUUACU